UUAUGCAAAUCGCUUCCCGUGGGCGUGGCUUGCUCCCAGCGAGCGCCCCUGACAGCCCGCUGGGCCGGUGGUGCCUUUCCUCCCGGGACGGACGGGUCGAGUCGGGCGCGCUGGUCCAUGCUGGUCGCCGCCUUUGUUCUGGGGCCCGAGCGGAGACAUGCGCGGCUGACGAUGGAAGUGGAAGACUCCGGCGGAGUGGUGCUCACCGCCUACCACUCGUACCCGCGCUCGCAGCCGUCCAGCUCCGAGCCGCGCCGUGCGCCCCUGGCCCCCGGCAGCCACCCCAGCCGCAGAAAAUCCAUUCCUCGUUGCCAAAGAAUUAACAGGAUGCUCUCCAGUGAAUCCCUACAUUCUCCUGCUUUCAACCGUUCUAAUUCACAAGCCUCUGUAGACAGUACCAGCAUGGAAGAUUUUUGGCGGGAAAUAGAAAGUAUUAAGGAGAAUAGCCUGGCAAGAACAGAAGAGCAGGUGCCAAUUGAAGUCAAACCUUUGGAUGAGGGAGAACUUGAAGCAGAAUGGUUGCAAGAUGUGGGUUUAUCUACUCUGAUAUCGGGUGAUGAAGAGGAGAAUGGCAAGGCCUUGCUCUCUACAUUGACUCGAACCCAAGCAGCUGCAGUAAAAAAAAGAUAUAAUACUUACACACAAACUCUAAGAAAAAAGAACAAGCAAUCUGUGAGGGAUGUCAGAGAUAUCUUUGGAGUCAGUGAAGCUUCUCCAGAUGAUGUUUGUUGUAGUCCACCUUCUCCUUUGGAUGAAACCCUGGAUGAAGAAGUGACACCAACUAUUUCCUGCAGAAAUGGUCAACUGCCAGGUGAUACAGCUGAAAAUCAUACUGCUCAGUUGGGUUGUACUCAGGAGAACAAAGAACAGCCAAGAAUUAUCAAAACCAGUGGGUCUUUGCCAGAUGAUACUUCUUCCAACAAUAGUUCCCUAUCACAUGGGUCCCAGAAGGAAAAAGGGAGUUUUGCAGUUCCCAGGAAUGGUGCUGUGUCCAUACUUGAGACCAUUCCAGAUGUGCCAGUUUAUUCCAAUGGAUCAGCAGACCAUGAACAGUGCAUUCAGAGAGCAGUGAAGGAUGUUGAUUAUCUGGAAAAGACCAUUUCACCAGAAACUGAAGAGUUGUCGUUUGAAGUGUCUUAUUCAGAAAUUGUUACAGAGGCUCCUAAAAAAAGCAAAUUUAAGAAAACUGAUUUUAAAAAAGAAGAUUAUGCUUCAACUAAAUUUAUUGUUCAGAAAACCAGAUUUGGCCUAACUGAAGCAGGAGACCUGUCCAUUGAAGACAUGAAGAAAAUCCGCCAUCUCUCUUUGAUUGAACUGACAGCUUUUUUUGAUGCUUUUGGAAUUCAACUGAAAAGAAGCAAAACAGAGAAAGUAAAGGGACGAGACAAUGGAAUUUUUGGCGUUCCACUUACCAUCCUACUGGACAAUGAUCGAAAGAAAUACCCUGGAGCUAAAGUUCCCCUGGUAUUGCAAAAAUUUUUUCAGAAAGUUGAAGAAUCAGGUUUAGAAUCUGAAGGAAUAUUUCGGCUCUCAGGAUGUACUGCGAAAGUGAAGCAAUACCGUGAAGAACUAGAUGCCAAAUUUAAUGCUGAUAAAUUCAAGUGGGACAAAAUGUGCCAUAGAGAAGCUGCAGUAAUGUUGAAAGCAUUUUUCAGAGAACUACCCACUUCUCUCUUCCCUGUGGAAUAUAUACCUGCCUUCAUCACACUAAUGGAAAGAGGGCCUCACAUCAAGGUACAGUUCCAAGCUUUGCACCUCAUGGUUAUGACACUGCCUGAUGCCAACAGGGACACAGCCCAGGCUCUCAUGACAUUCUUCAAUAAAGUGAUUGCUAACGAAUCAAAAAACCGAAUGAGUUUAUGGAACAUUUCAACAAUAAUGGCACCAAACCUUUUCUUCAGCAGAAGCAAACAUUCCGAUUAUGAAGAAUUACUGUUAGCAAAUACUGCAGCCCACAUUAUCCGCCUAAUGCUGAAGUACCAAAAAUUUUUGUGGAAGGUUCCAGCUUUCCUCAUCACUCAAGUCAGAAGAAUGAAUGAAGCCACCAUGCUAUUAAAGAAGCAAAUCCCAAGUGUCAAAAAGCUGCUAAGGAGGAAGACCAUAGAACGAGAGUUUACAAGCCCCAAGACUUCAAAGGUACUACAAAAGUCACCUUCUUCAAGAAGAAUGUCUGAUGUGCCAGAAGGAGUUAUACGUGUCCAUGCUCCACUUUUCUCGAAAGUGUCUAUGGCCAUUCAACUCAAUAGUCAAACCAAAGCUAAAGACAUCCUGGCAAAAUUUCAAAACGAAAGCAGUUAUGGUUCAUCAGAAUGUAUUAAGAUUGAGAACCAAAGAUUAUAUGAAAUUGGAGGAAAUAUAGGAGAGCAUUGCCUGGAUCCAGAUGCUUAUAUAUUGGAUGUCUAUCAUAUGAAUCCUCAAGCAGAAUGGGUAAUUAAACCCCAGUCACCUUUUUAAAAUACCUCUGAAGAAGG
Messenger RNA from Suncus etruscus (white-toothed pygmy shrew), 2471 nucleotides. RefSeq names its product Rho GTPase activating protein 28 (gene ARHGAP28). Gene Ontology annotation, molecular function: GTPase activator activity. Gene Ontology annotation, cellular component: cytoplasm. Gene Ontology annotation, biological process: regulation of actin filament polymerization; regulation of small GTPase mediated signal transduction; negative regulation of stress fiber assembly. The record is from RefSeq and is a predicted model, not a curated record. NCBI's taxonomy places the organism in Eukaryota, Metazoa, Chordata, Mammalia, Eulipotyphla, Soricidae. Bases 118 to 2454 code for a protein of 778 amino acids. The transcript is spliced from 19 exons.